AUGGAAGUAAAAAACCACACGGGAGAAUCACAAUUCCUCCUCUUGGGCCUCUCAGAUAAUCCUGAGCUGCAGCCAUUGAUCUUUGGGUUGUUCCUGUCCAUGUACGCAGCCACAGUGCUUGGGAAUGUGCUCAUUAUCUUGGCCACCAUCUCUGCCUCCCAUCUCCAUACCCCCAUGUACUUCUUCCUCUGCAACCUGUCCUUUGUGGACAUCUGUUUUGUCUCCACCACAGUCCCAAAGAUGCUGGUGAACAUCCAGGCACACAGCAAAGACAUCACCUACAUAGAAUGUCUCAUCCAGAUGUAUUUUUUAAUGAUUUUUCCUGGAAUGGAUAAUCUCCUGCUGACCAUCAUGGCCUAUGACCGGUUUGUGGCCAUCUGCCACCCCUUGCGGUACACAGUGGUCAUGAACCCGCGCCUCUGUGGCCUCCUGGUUCUAAUCUCAUGGUGCUUCGUUUCCUGGGUCUCCCUGCUUCACCUUCUGCUGCUAAUGAGGCUGACUUUCUCUGCUGGUACUGAGAUCUCCCACUUCUUCUGUGAACUGGCUCAGCUUCUCAAGGUGGCCAGCUCUGAUACCUUCAUCAAUGACAUUACCAUGUAUGUGUCAACUGCCGUGCUGGGCUUGUUUCCUGCCACCUGGAUCCUCUUCUCUUACUCUCAGAUUUUCUCCUCCUUAAUGAAGAUGUCCUCUGCUGUGAGCAGGUAUAAAGCAUUUUCCACCUGUAGUUCUCACCUCUGUGUGGUCUCCUUGUUUUAUGGAUCAGCAUUUGGGGUCUACCUCAGUUCUGGUAUUACCCAAGCUUCGCUGAGAACCUCAGUUGCCUCAGUAAUGUACACUGUGGUCACCCCAAUGCUGAACCCCUUCAUCUACAGCCUGAGGAACAAGGAUGUGAAGAAAGCCCUAGGCCGGCUUCUUGGCAGAGCAGUGCCUUGUUGGGGUUGA
This is a messenger RNA of Lepus europaeus (European hare), 942 nucleotides long. RefSeq names its product olfactory receptor 7D4-like. Gene Ontology annotation, biological process: G protein-coupled receptor signaling pathway. Gene Ontology annotation, cellular component: membrane. Bases 1 to 942 code for a protein of 313 amino acids. The record is from RefSeq and is a predicted model, not a curated record. Gene Ontology annotation, molecular function: G protein-coupled receptor activity; olfactory receptor activity. NCBI's taxonomy places the organism in Eukaryota, Metazoa, Chordata, Mammalia, Lagomorpha, Leporidae. The transcript has a single exon.